AUGUUCGGCGAUAAUAAAGAUCUUUUGAAUGCUUGGUUUGAAUUAGAAGAACAUCCGUUAAAGCGUGAUAAUCCAUACGGCGAUCGACAUUUGAUAAAAGAAGUUCCCUCGUUGCAAUUGUUAACCGAAUUCGAAAAGAGUAUCGGCAUCACCUUCAAACACAUUCGUGUGCUGGCGAAGGCGUUCACUCGUCGAAAUAUUGGAUUCAAUAAUUUGACUUUGUUG
Molecule: messenger RNA, 225 nt
Organism: Anisakis simplex (herring worm)
Lineage: Eukaryota; Metazoa; Nematoda; Chromadorea; Rhabditida; Anisakidae
Source: the annotation of a GenBank genome assembly